AAGGUGCUGCAAUUGUCAAGAUGAGAGUGUAGUCCUCGCAAAAUAUACUCGACAUUUGUGCUUAUCACAGUGAAUUCUAGCUCGCAAGAGUCAAAAAAUGCGUGCAAAACGUCUCUAAGUGGCGCCACGUGUUGAAAAGCAGUGAAAAAUUGUGCAAAUUGCCGCGGAAUUGCGACUUUCAAUUGUGGAAUGCAGAAAUCGUGAAUGCCGUCAUUUGUUAUUUUAUAGUACUGGAAUCCUGCUGCCAGAUAUAAUUUCACUAUUUACUUCCCCAUUCACUCCCGGUAUAGAGUUUUUGGGCAUACAUCGUUUCGUAGACUCGUGAGCAGUGGACAAGAGGACUGUGUGAUUAGAAUAAGAAUUUGUACACAUGCGAAGAGAAAUGAGGCGAUUAAAUCAAUGCUGGCUCAUUCUAGCAAUUCUGUAUGGCAGCACAAUUUGUUUUGCUGCAACAGAGAAGACCCAGGCUGAUGCAGCGUCAGCCUUGACGAGCAGUACAAUAAGUAACAGUGGCACACCCAAGGAUGAAAUUUACAUUGACGACGAGAGUCUCGAGGGAUCUGGCGGUCGAGGCGAGAUUCGCGAUGAUCUAGAGAAGGAGCCUGACUAUUCUGGAUCUGGUCUUGGUCCGGACGACGAGGACUCUACGUCGCAUCGCCACCAAUUAAAUCUCAACACAAAUAGGAAUAAGGAUAGACAGAGAGGUUCGUCUCUGGACUCUGAGGAUGGAUCAGGUGAUGGAGAUGAUGAUAUUGAGAUGGAUUUGGAUGAGAAACAUGAGGAGAAGAAACCCAAACCACUCUACCCCAACACAAGUGACGACGAAGACAUUGACAUCGAUGACCCGAGAACCAAUAGAAAGGAUAAAGUGAACCGACCACACGAGGACCCAGAAAUUGAUCUGACAGAUAUUGAUCACAGUCACAGUACUGAUCGUCCAGACUCGCAUAGUGAAAGCAAUAACGAGGUGUUCAUCAUGAAUACAAAGCCGGAAGAUCGAACAGCGUCCUUCUUUGCUCAGCCAGGAAUACUAGCAGCUGUUAUUGGUGGAGCCGUCGUGGGACUUCUAUGUGCAAUUCUUGUAGUGAUGUUCAUCGUGUAUCGAAUGAGGAAAAAGGAUGAAGGUUCUUACGCCCUCGAUGAGCCAAAGAGAUCGCCCGCAGUGAACUCUUAUGCUAAAAAUUCUAAUAAUCGUGAAUUCUAUGCAUGAGACUACUAAAAAUACUUUUUUUUAAGUGAGUUUCUUCUGUCAGAAGAAAUUAUGUGAGGGCGUCAGUUAAUCAAUUUGCAGCAAUUGCGAUUAUCUGAAUUGCAUGAAAGGAAGAGAAAGAGAGAAAGAAAGAGGGAGAGAGAGAGAGAGGAGUUGUGUAGAGUAAGGAAAAAGAAGCAGUAAUACGAGUAAUACCCAAUAAUUACGAAAGUAUGACACGGAGCUUAUUGAAUCCAGUUUUUUAUUAUAUAUUGUAUACUAUCGCGCAUAUACAGAAAACUAUUGUUUCCUCCCAUAUUAUUAUCAUAUUAUGAAUAACGUUUUUUUCUCUUUUCUCCUUAUAAUUUAUUUAUAUUCAGCCAUAAAUUUUGGCAAAUAUAUAGAGAAAAUGCCCCUCACUGUUUUUUGAUGUGUCAUAAUUGGUCCCCCGAGGUAGUUUUUAAGAUAUGGGCAUGAUCUUGUUUUCUUGGCUGAGUGGCUGGAAGAACUAUCAACUGUUUUCUGAAUAUCCACAAGCAAUUCUCAUAUUCGAGGCAGCGCAAAUUCUGAAUAACCCGUAACUUCGAGGAACUUUACGUUGGCAGUUAAGGCAUCUCUUUAGUUGCGAGGCAAAAUCUCAUCUACGGUUGAUUUCUGCAACAUUCGUAGAUUUUUACUCAUCGGAUGAAAAGAGGGACGUUGAUGUAUUCACACUGUUUUCUACGUAAAUGUUGAUUACUCAAGAAAAUGACUGGUAAAAAAAUGAAUGCUUCUCCUAUCGAUAACAGAUUAUAUAUGAAAAAGAAAGAGGGUUACAAUAAAUAUCGCAAUGUUUGUAAAUUAGAAAUAACAUAUUGAAUAAGUUAUAUUUAUAUUGUAUAGUAACUGUACAAUAGGAACACUAUCGAUUCACGCACAUGCUUCGAAUUUUGGUUUCAACUCUUGCUUCACUUUCUGCUCCCUGGAAUGAUAAAGAAUUUUCUUUGAAAACUGAUUAGAAGACAAAAAAAAUAAGAGAAAAAUAAUGUUUGAUGAGUAGAGUUUGGAAGAAGAAAAAAUCAUCGAUAAAUAUUAAAAUUAAGAUCACAGCUCUUAAAUUGUUUACCAGUAAAUUGUCAUUGGUGUUCAAUGUUGUGUACGCUGACCUACAUUACUUCGUAAAUGACAAUCGUAUGAAUAAAUUGUGAAAAAGAUUCAGUAUAAAUCAAAAAUUGAUACUCUCAGAAAGACAAUUCAAUAUGUCAUCUUCAUUUCCUAUGCAAAAACCACCAAGAGAAUCUCGAAAGAGGCAUUUGCCUUGCUGAAUUUUUCAACGGGACUCACAAAAACGGAGCAUAAAGCAAGAUUACACUGAGUAGUUUAUUAACACAUAUGUUUUUUAGUUAAAUUUCUCACCCUCACAAGAUGUCUCAGUAAAUUGCAUUCUCGUAAAUAGGAUAAAUCUUUUUGCAUAAAACGCAAUCUUUUUGAAAAUUUAGAAUGGAUAAAUAAAAUUUAUAGAGAAUGAGGGAAAGAGUUCAGAGUAUUGUAGCUUCUUUAUCAAAAAAAAGAAAAGAAAUAUAAAUACACAAAAAGUAAGAGAACUAUUUGAGCUUAUAAGAAACCUUUUGAUUUCCUUACUAACCUUAUUUAAACGUAUGCUCACCUUACAUAACAUGACAUAGGCGAGACCUUUUGCAUAGAGUCUAACAUUGAUUUAAUUUUUAUAGGACUUAGAAUUUGUGCCAUGUUUUAUACUGCUCCUAGUUAUAUAUGAAAUCAAAAGAAUAUAUUAGAUAUUGCCUUGACAAGGAGUGAAGACACAGUUGUCAUGCAUAAAUAGUUGCAUCGCAAAAAUUAUUUAAAGAAAUAUAUAUGAUAAUAGUCAUGGCAAAAACAUCCUUAUAAAAAUGUACCCAAAAUUAUUUGUUGGAGAGUCUAAUGAAGAGAAAUUAUAGUAAUAAUUACUGUAAAAGUGGAUACUUAUGAUUUCAGAGUCUUUUUCUACAUUUUUAAUUUAUAUAUGAAAAAAUAUCACCUUCCAUUCAUACAUUAAUUUAGAAGAGAAAAAAGGAAUUAGAAAUAAAUAAAGAAAAUCAUAAUACAUAUUAUUAAACGUACUAAAUAAUCUGGAUAGAUAGUAGCUAUUUAAGAUACUGUAUCGUGGGGACAAAAUCAGAUGUAAAUAAAGAUUCUGUCAAGAA
This is a messenger RNA of Phlebotomus argentipes, 3372 nucleotides long. It is a transcript of the gene Sdc, whose product is annotated as syndecan. The record is from RefSeq and is a predicted model, not a curated record. Gene Ontology annotation, biological process: cell migration. Lineage: Eukaryota; Metazoa; Arthropoda; Insecta; Diptera; Psychodidae. The transcript is spliced from 6 exons. Bases 371 to 1210 code for a protein of 279 amino acids. Gene Ontology annotation, cellular component: membrane; cell surface.